AAGGUGAUGAAAGGUUAAGUUUGAAGUUUCUUGAUUUUGAGGUUGAUUUACGGUUUGCAGGUUCCAGGAGUUUAAAUUUAGAAGCGAUAUGUAAUUGUGCCAUAUUCUGAUCAAAACAGAUUUUUAAAUUACGAGAAAAUCACGUGACAAAAUUUGCAAAUGACAGAUCUGUCAAUGCUUGCCCCCAUCCUACGUCAAACAGCAAGCAAAUGCUUUCGCUCCCUUGAGCAAAUCAGUGAAUCGCAGUCCGCGCUCGAGUUAGUUCAAAAUAGCAUUUCGCGAAGUAUGUGUUGAAACAGUGAACGAUGCAAGAACCUCGCGACCACUUAAAAAAUCGUGUUUAUUAUGCCGCCAAGGACGGCAUGUCCCUAGCCCUGUACGCUCUGCUGGUGGGUGCUAACAAACAAGAAGUGGAAGCCAUCCUCGACGAGAAGUUCGUCGAGGAUGACGGCCAGGAAUGCACCCCUUUGAUCGUGGCGGCGCGGCAGGGUCACGACAAGGUGAUGCGCAUGAUGUUGACCAAGUUUAAGCCCGAUCUGGAGAAAGAAGGCACCGUCAAGUUCGAUGGAUAUGUGAUCGAGGGGGCCAGUGCUCUGUGGUGUGCCGCGUGUGCAGGUCACUUAAACGUGGUAAAAACACUGGUGAAGGCCGGGGCUGACGUAAACCACCCCACAAAAUCCAAUUCUACGCCUUUGCGGGCCGCCUGUUUCGACGGUCGCUUGGACAUCGUCAAGUACCUGACUUACCACCGGGCUGAUAUUAACAUAGCAAACAAAUACAAUAACACCUGUCUUAUGAUAGCCGCGUAUAAAGGCCAUUUGGACGUCGUCAGUUUUCUCCUAGAGCAUGGUGCCAACGCGAACGAGAAAGCCCUUUGUGGGGCUACGGCCCUGCAUUUCGCCGCCGAGUGCGGACACCUUCCCGUCGUUAAAGAACUGUUGAAAUACAACGCUGUUUUUUCAACGAACGACUCGGGAAUGACUCCCAUUAAAGCGGCAGCGGAAAGAACCCGAGCCGAUGUGGUGGAAUAUCUCGUCGAAAGACCGGAAAUUAGUAAAGAGGAGCAGAUCGAAGCACUGGAAUUGCUGGGAGCGUCGUACGCCAACGAUAAGGAGAAUUACGACAUCGUCAUGGCUUACAAGUACUUGCACAGGUCAAUGAUGCUGAGGUACAGCGAUCCGGACAGUCCGGUCAAGAAAAAACUGAUAACUCCAAUUCCCGCGUACGAACACUGGGUCGAAUCUCAGACGGUUUACGAACUCGAAGCCAUCCAAAACAACCACAAUUCCAUCCAUAUGGAGGCUUUGACCAUUCGGGAACGAAUCUUGGGGUCGCAGAACCCAGAAGUGCCUCAUCCUGUGAUAUACAGGGGCGCUGUUUUCGCAGAUAAUGCGCGAUUUGAGCGGUGUUUAGAGCUGUGGUUGCACGCGUUGAGGUUGAGGCAGAAAAACCAUAUUUCGGUUGUUAAAGACUUGCUCAGGUUUGCUCAAGUGUUUUCGCAGAUGUUACACGUGAAUGUCAAGGUUACGUACGAUCACGUGGUGCAGGUUUUAGCGGCGGCUAUUACGGAGUUGGAGAGGAAUAAGUACAAGUUGAGCAAGCCGGGGCCCAAGGAUGAUCCUGAGACUGUGAUGGAGGAGCUUGAAAGUAAUCUCACUACGACUCUUUAUCUCCUGACAAUAUUAACAAAAUUACUCAAGGAGUGUUCAGAGGAGGAACGCUUCAAUGUAAAUCGGAUGGUUUUUACUCUUAACCAGCUUAAUGUAACGCUGAGAGACGGUCAGACGCUUCUGCACCUGGCGUGUAAUGCGGAGACACCUGUGGACGAUUUCCAUACUAACGAUGUGUGCAAAUUUCCCUGUGCUGAGACCACCCGACUGUUGAUAAAAUGUGGCGCUGAUGUGAAUGCCAUGGAUUAUGACCGUAAUACUCCCCUUCAUGUGAUUGUUAAUUACCAUAAGCCAAUUUCGGAUUUUUUGACUUUGCAUUCGAUCAUAACCGACUUGACCGAAGCGGGGGCGCAUUUAGAUUGUGUAAAUAAGAGAGGGGAAACACCGCUGGAAGCCUCGGCUACAGGUAGUAAGUGUUGUGUUGAUUGUGUGGCCGAGAUUAUUUUAAAGACUCAAAUGAAACUUAGUCUGAAGUGUAUCGCUGCCAAUGCUGUUAAACAUCAUAAACUCACUUAUCAAGGGCAAGUUCCUGAAGCUCUCGAAUCUUUUAUAGAGUUACACGGUCCGGGGAUCGUGAAGAAGGCCUAGUCAAUCGUUUUGUUAGAUUUUUUAUUGUAAAUAGCGUGCUUUUCCAAUUUGUUCUUUUGCUGAUUGUUUUAUUAGCUUUAAGUUGUAGAGUUGUUAAGCAAACGAACAAAUUGUUUUUGUCAUUUACCAAUAAUUGGUGUUAUUUUUUGAGACUGCUAAUUAGGAUUUUUUAUCAGAUUUUUAAUUGUACUUGUUAUUUGAGGCGUUAUUAGUAUGUCUCCUUUUUUGUUAUUUUUGUACAAAAUUGUGCCGUUCCUUCAAUUUGUGUCUAACCUCGUGGCUUUUCUAUGUUUAGGUUACAAAAGGCAAAGACUGCUACAACUGGACACUGAUAAUAACAUUAACAUUUCAAACCAAAAUUAUGAAAUUUUGGCGAGUGAAGCAACAAAUAAUUGCUUGAUUGAGCUUUUGGAAACAAGUGUUUUUAAAGAAAAUUUUAACAUUUAAGCGAAAAUUUGGCGGUUAUAGUAUUAUUUAUUUAUAAAGCCGAUUGAAAAUAGCAAUAAGGACGUUUAGAAAAUUUAUAGAAACGGCACGAGGAUUAGAUUUGUUUGCAACCUAACCUUUUCUGUAAUGUCUAAGUGACUUCCUUAUGAUUUUUAGGUGUAAUUUGUAAAUUAUCAAAUCAAGAUGGUGCAUAAUAGAGAUAGGGAUGAGACAAGAUAUUUAUAUUUUACUUAUGUAUUUUUUCUAUUCUGAAAUAAACCCAAGUGUGAUAUCUGUUA
Molecule: messenger RNA, 2983 nt
Organism: Tribolium castaneum (red flour beetle)
Lineage: Eukaryota; Metazoa; Arthropoda; Insecta; Coleoptera; Tenebrionidae
Gene: Fem-1
Product: Fem-1
Exons: 8
Coding region: 306-2258 (650 amino acids)
Molecular function (GO): protein binding
Source: RefSeq, a predicted model, not a curated record